CUCGGGUGUCCUCCGCCGCGCUGCGCCGCGCCGCGCCGUUCCGCGCACCGGGCCGGGCCGGGCCGAGCCGAGCCGAGCCCAUGGCCAUGGCGUGCAGCCUGAAGGACGAGCUGCUGUGCUCCAUCUGCCUGAGCAUCUACCAGGACCCGGUGAGCCUGGGCUGCGAGCACUACUUCUGCCGGCGCUGCAUCACGGAGCACUGGGUGCGGCAGGAGCCGCAGGGCGCCCGCGACUGCCCCGAGUGCCGCCGCAGCUUCGCCGAGCCCACGCUCUCGCCCAGCCUCAAGCUGGCCAACAUCGUGGAGCGCUACGCGGCCUUCCCGCUGGACGCGCUGCUGGGCGUCGGCCGCGCCGCCUUCCCCUGCAAGGACCACGACAAGGUGAAGCUCUUCUGCCUCACGGACCGCGCCGUCGUCUGCUUCUUCUGCGACGAGCCCGCGCUGCACGAGCAGCACCAGGUCACCAGCCUGGACGACGCCUUCGAGGAGCUGCAGAGGGAACUGAAGGAGCAGCUCCAGGCGCUGCAGGACAGCGAGCGCGGGCACACGGAGGCCCUGCACCUGCUCAAACGCCAGCUGGCUGAGACCAAGUCCUCUGCCAAGAGCCUGCGGGUCACCAUUGGGGAGGCCUUUGAGCGGCUGCACCGGCUGUUGCGCGAGCGCCAGAAGGCCAUGCUGGAGGAGCUGGAGGCUGACACAGCACGCACGCUGACUGACAUAGAGCAGAAGAUCCAGCGCUACAGCCAGCAGCUGCGCAAGGUGCAGGAGGGCAGCCAGAUCCUGCAGGAGCGGCUGGCCGAGGUGGACAAGCACACCUUCCUGGCGGGCAUCGGCUCACUCUCCGAGAGCAAAGCCCCCAGUGCAGUAGAAGCAGGGCAGAUGCUUGCCGCUGACCCGACUGCCUCUCCUCCCAGGCUCAAGGGGAAGAUCCAUGAAACGAACCUCACAUACGAAGACUUUCCUACCUCCAAGUACAUGGGCCCUCUGCAGUACACAAUAUGGAAGUCGCUCUUCCAGGACAUCCACCCAGUGCCAGCCGCACUCACGCUGGAUCCCGGCACAGCUCACCAGCGCCUCAUCCUGUCCGACGACUGCACCAUCGUGGCCUACGGCAACUUGCACCCACAGCCACUGCAGGAUUCACCCAAGCGCUUUGACGUAGAGGUCUCAGUGCUGGGCUCGGAGGCCUUUGGCAGUGGUGUGUACUACUGGGAGGUGAUCGUCUCUGAGAAGACCCAGUGGAUGAUUGGGCUGGCCCAUGAGGCGGUCACGCGCAAGGGCAGCAUCCAGAUCCAGCCCAGCCGUGGCUUCUACUGCAUUGUCAUGCAUGAUGGCAACCAGUACAGCGCCUGCACAGAGCCCUGGACUCGGCUCAAUGUCAAGAGCAAGCUGGAGAAGGUGGGCGUCUUCUUGGACUAUGACAAAGGCCUCCUCAUCUUCUACAAUGCCGACGACAUGUCCUGGCUCUACACUUUCCGGGAGAAGUUCCCCGGCAAGCUCUGCUCGUACUUUAGCCCUGGCCAGAGCCAUGCCAAUGGCAAGAACGUGCAGCCACUCCGCAUAAACACCGUCCGCAUCUAGGGGGGCACACCUAGUGCUGUGACCCUCUUGGCACACCAGCUGGACCCAGACAAGCAGCCCCUUCCCAGCUCUCAGGGCCAGUUGGAUUGCAAGGCUUUCAAAGUUGUGUGCCCCAGGCUCUGCUCCUAGUGUUAUUGGCUGCGAGGAGUCUGGGACCUGCUGGGAUAGAUGGGGAGGAUGCUGGGUUCGUGCCUCCCUCCGUCCGUGAGCUGCCACUGACUGAACAAUCAUGGCUGAGUGCAGACAGCCCGUGGGCUACCCUCGGGGCUCUGAUGGGAGGGGUCUCAUGCUGAUGGUGCCUCUGGCUGGCAUGGAGCUGUGCUCAGCCGAGCUGUGUGUUUGAGCUCCCUGGUGGCUCUGGGGAUGGGGCAUGAGCCAUCCCCUGUGGGCAGGCUCCUGGCAGCCUCCACCGUGACUCAGCAUUGCCUUAGCAUGAGGCCCCAGAACGGGCCAGUGCAAGGCGCUCUGCAGAGGAUGAGGCAGCCCCUGGCCCAUCUGAGGAAUGUGGGGAGGGGAAAGCAGAACAUGUGCCAGCUGUGUUGUCAGCUCAGCACCUGGGCUGGGCAUUGUCUUUCAGUGCAAGGGAGAUGCUCAGCGGACACUGGCAUCCAUGCAUCCCCAAGAGAUAAGGGCUCCAAUUCCCAGGAGCUGCAUCAGAGGCCUUGCAGCUCCCUGGGAUCCAGCUAGUGCCGAUCAUCCCUGCCCAGCCCCAUGGGGCUAGAGCACUCCUUGCUGGGGCCUGACAGCCUCACCCUGGCCUCCCAGCAGCGGGAGGGAAGCGGCUGGCUUCCCCCUUUGCUGCUCGCUGUGGCAGUGGUGCCAGUCUCUCAGUGAGCGCCAGCCGCGCGUUUCCCCUCUGAUGCACAGGUCUUCCCAGAUGGGAGGGUGCAUCUGGGCUCCUUGGCCCAAACAAAGCCCUCUGAGAAGAGUGUGCUUAGGACGUGGGCCCAUCCCAGCCCUGCAAGCUGGUACCCAGGAGCGGCCUCCACAAGUGGCCACUCAGGGCCGUGCGGUGCCCGGACUUGCCACAUACAGGAAGUCAAAGGGGGCAUUUCUGAGCUUGCCAUGACCGGAGGCCUGAGCCAGCCCAUGUCCCUGGGACCCUGCCAGUGCAUUUCUGCACGUGGUCUGUGUGGUUAAGGCCUGUUGGUAAACCUGCAGCUUCCUGUGUCCUGCCUUUACCCUGUCCCUGUUCUGCUGCGGGGACAGGACUUGCUGCACUGGUCACACGACUGCCCGCUGUUUUGUGCACGCACGCCCUGGCAUCCAGCUCAAGCAUCACAGGAGAGCUGCUCAGAUCCCACACUAGUGUGAAGACAGCCAGGAGCAAGGUCUAUGCAUGCACGUGGGCUGGUCCAUGGUGCUGACCCAGCUCCCCCCUUGCAGGGGGCCAGUGUCUCUGGCCAGCUGCUGAGCCAAGGCAAGCCGCUGAGCCCAUUUGCUACACCCGUUGGGUGGCAAGGUUGAUGAUAGCCUAGCCUGCUCCUUCGUGGACUAAUGGUGGGAGCCCCAUGCCCUGUUUGCAGCUGGCAUGGGUCCUGGGCAGGGCUGGGCCCCCGUUUCGGUGAUCCGUGUGCAGCUCAGGAUGCCCUGGGCCUUCCCGCAGAGUCUCCUUCCCAGGAGCCCCCACAGCCCCAUGGCUGCCUACGUGCAUGGCGUGGAGCGGGAGGGAGCAGGCAUGGGUGGCAGGAUGGGGGGGCGCAGCCCAUCUGGGGCCAGGGAGAUCAUGCGGGGCCAGGGUGGGGGCACUGCCAUAUGAUGCCCGCACCCAUGGCUGUAAGCAGGCAAUAAACGCUGCACAACAACCCCGGCUUGUGCUUGUGUGUGUGGCAGCCCCAGGGAGACCCCAACCCCUGCCUGGGUGCCGUGGCUGCACAGUGCUCCUGGCCCCCCAGAGCUGCUGCAGGGUCCCCAGGAGCAGGCGUGGAGACUUACGCAUGUGCUCACAGGGCCAGACCGGCAGGGCAGGUCCUGGCACGUGGCUGCCUGGAGCCUUGUGUGGGGCAGGUGAGCAGUGGCCGCACAGGCCAUGGCCAGGCCUCUGGUGGCUCCGGCCACUCACGGCUCAGGCUCGGGCUCAGAUGGCCCGGCUGCCUGCUCAGAGGGCAGUGAUUGGUGGCCCGGGCACAGGGUGAGCAGGGCAGGCAGGGGCAGGGGCAGAGGCCAUGGGGCAGUGCUUGGGGGGAGCGGGGCUAGGGGACACAGCCUCUGCCUGGCCCUGGCUCAGCCACCAGUCUCUGGGCUCAGCCACAGGGGCUGGCCCGUGGAAAAGCUGCAUGGGUUUUUUGGUUUUUGUUUGUUUGGGUUGGUUGUUUUUUUUUCGGGGGGGUGUUGCUUUUUUUAAGGAAAAUGUUCAGUGUCCCAGGUCAGAUUAGCCAGAUCAGGUCCAAAUCCAUUUGAAUCAUUCAAGAACCACGUGUGGCCCUACUACUGGCAAGUAUCCUCCACCCCAGCCUGGAGCCUCAGAUACUUUCAAAUCCUUUGGCAGGCAUCCUACGUGCAAGCCCAAGCCCAGAGGCUUGGGGUUCAGAUGGUCCCACAUUUCACUUGCCCUCAGCUGUAUGGCUGCAGGAGCAAGCUAGGGAGGAUCUCCCAUUUCCACGAAGUCGGCAUGUAGCUGAGAUUCUCCCACUGGAAGGUGGCGAGUGGGAAGCGAAUUAUGAGGCUCUCGUAGCGAGUCCUGUCAGCAAGCAGACAAAGGUGCACUCUCCACUACACAGCGCCAUUUUAAUUGCAUUACCUCAGUCAGAGUACUUCCCCUGCCACCAUCAUGGUCAUGGUUUUUCCCGUGCCGGGUCCUCAGUGCCUGCUGCUAAAUGGGGGAGGGAGCCGGCCCCGGCUGGAGUACAUGGCGUUUUCCCCAAAGGAAUAGAAAUUGUUUGCACAAAGGGGGAAAAAUGAAGUUAAAUUUAGAAGUGGGGUGUUGGUGUUUCAAUAGGAUACACACUUCAGCAAAUUCUGACCUGUAAGCAAACACAAAAAGACACGGUGGUGCAAUGGGAAAUGUGCAGACAGGAAGGUUAUUAUUCCAUCUUUUGGAGCUGGGACCACUUGCCUAAGUGCAGGCUGCAGGAGCCAGAUCCUGUUCCGCCUAAGAAGUGCAUACAUGAAUGUAGGUGUUUAUGUGCAAUUCUGUUCCACCCUGCUUGAGAAGCUGAAAAACAGGUAACGCAAAGGGGCAGGGGGGCUUCUCCACGCGGCUUUAGUCUUCAGGUCAGAUGAGAGCAUGUUACAAAAGCCAACGCGUUAACAGAUUUGUGGGACUCGAGCAGGGAGGAACAGAAUCACACUCGGGCAGCUUCAUCUACCUGGACACCCACAAUCUGUGAUAGGAUGCAGCUCUGUGUGGCUUAAAUGCCCUGGUCACCUGCUGGCCAAGUUACUAACCCUUCUCCAGGGAUUUCUAAAGGGAAAGCUGAGUUCUUGGUUUUGUUGUGGUGGGGUUUUUUGUCCAGUCUAAAUCAACCCUGAUGUCUCCACGGCUCAGUGGCUGUCUGUGGUUUAUGCCAGUGAGGAGCUUACCACGGACGUGCUGCUGCCAGGGGUGUUUCUCAGGUCCACAAGCAGAUUACAAGCAUCCUUUAGCAAAGCAUGUCAGAUGCUUCGCAGCUGCCAGCACUGCAGUACCCCAGGCCUCGCUCUUUAUUGCACGUCUGCCCAUGGCCCCAGCCCAGGGUUCUGGUCAGCGUUAUCCCUGUGGUGCAGGUGGGGAGCAGAGGUCCAGAGACACCAGGAUCUUGAUCCCUGAGGGAUUUAGAUGCCUGCCUCCCACAGGGAGUGCCAGCAAGCCUGUGCAUUGUGUCCAAAAUUUACAUCCCAGGGCUGAAUAGCAGAGGCUCCACAAAUGUUUCCUUGGGCAGCUCUCAGGUUGCGUCAAUUAAGUGACAAGUCUUGGGCCCAGUCACCUGUGCUCACAGGCAGUCACUAACCCAGGGGAUCCCCUAGAUUGCAACCUCAGACUCUCACCUGCUGUUACAAGGCACCAAUGCCCCAUAAUAUGCCGUAGGGAAAGCUGGGAGGCGAGAGCACUGCGAGGCCAGGCUAGUCCCAGGCUUAUCCUCCCCAUGCGGUAGACUGCAGCCAUUCAUUCUGGUAGAUCUCAGUUGGGUCCUAGGUUGCUUCCUGCAUCCAAAGUGAGGGGAUUGCAUCUUUAAAAGCUGUGCCUCUGAAAUCAGAGGCAAAGUCAGUCUCUGGGUUUCCUCAGGAGGGGAUCUUUGGUCGGGAAGUCUCAGCUCAGCUCCUUAUGGGCAGUGGAUGAGCAUGUGAUGCUAUUUAGCGCAUGUCUGUUGUUGGCAGAACAAGAGCGUCUUGCAGCCAGCAGAGGAUGAGCCAGCCCUGCUUUUGGUUCAUGGUUUUAUUUGCAGCUGCUAGCACUUUGUGGGGAGGGGACGAGGGUGAGGUCUCAGCCUUCUUCCUCAGCACAGGCUAGCAAUGCAGCAGGGAAAGGAUACAGUCAUCUGCCAGGAGCUUCCUAGUGGGCAAAGCAAGGCUGAUGACAAAGGCAAAGCUGCUGGCUCAUGUCACUGCUAGGAGCUGGGGAAGUCUGGUCAGCCAGUACCUACAGAAAGCAAGCAUGCACCAAGCUGAUGGAUAUCAUAAAGGCCCAGACCCAUGUGCGGUGAUGGCUUGGUGUCCUCCCUGCCCCAAGGAAUGCCCCACAUUUCUGCACCCGCUGCCUCAGACACAACCCCUGGAGCUCAUGCAGGUUGUCUUGUGCCAAUGCUAGUAUCUGAACCUGGUCCGGCAUUUCCCAGGUGCUCCAAGAGGAGCUGGGAGAGGGUGGCAGUCAGGGGAGAAACUCUGUCUUUAAGAUGGACCCACCAUUUUGCACCCAUAAUAGUCCUGGUUCAGAGCAGAAGGCACCCUGUGCCUCUACUCUCACCAUCCUGCACACUGUGCUCCUUGGGGGAAGCCAUCAUCAGGGCUCUUCUCUGGGAUUGGCUUCCACAGGAUUGACACGGGAUCAGGGAGGCUGAUGUCUGCCGCAGCUGGUCUUUGUCCAGCUCAGAUAUCCCCUAAAGCAGCAGCAUAUAGCAUGGCAAGGACAACUGGCCCCUGGGACUUCCCACUUCUCUCUGAACCUGGUGCUUCAGUGGCUGCUGCACAGCUGGUGCUUACAAUGCAGGCCUUUGUGUGGCUUCCUGGCCAGCAUUAACCCUUGUCAUGCUGGUACUUCCCAGACAUGCAGAAGGCAGGGCAGAGGUGCACCUUGUAGUCUAAAAUACUCUAGAGCACAAGCUUUUGUGAACGUGAGUUCCCUUCAGCAGAUGCUGAGCAAGGGCAGCACGGAGCAGUGUGUGCAGGGGGUGAGCGACUUGGAUACAAAAGGUGGGAAAAGAGGGGGAAAAGGAUAGUGCUGGGAGAAGAAAACAAGCAAAGAACCACCAGAACAAAGGGUCACAGGAGCUAAUGCAGGUUUAACAGCCCACAGUCAUUGUUUAAACCCCACUAACAUAGUCCAGUCCGUGGGUGACUUAUUGUCCCAUCAUUUCCCCUUCAAAUUGGGGUUUAACAUGUUCCUGCUUGAGAAGAGCUGCCCUGAGGUCAGUGCUGGAGUGUCCGGGGAGGUUGGAGCAUUGUACACAGGCCUGUGGGUCUUCGUGCAGCCCAUGUCAGAGCCGUGUCCGUGCGUUGUGUCAGAGAUGGCCCGCAGACUGCAGAGGGGCUCUGUGAGCAGGUGCUGGUGCACAGGCCGUUGGCAGAGGCACAGCUGAACGAACCUCGGAUGCUGUGUUCCUUGUUAGUCUGUCCAGUGAUGACGUGGUCUGUAUUGACGUGGGGGCCCAGCAGGCAUUUGGGUCCCCUGCGAGGCCUGGUGCCUUGGUAGCUUGCCCUUGUCUCAGUGUUAGUACUGUAGCAGGUCAGGGUGGGGCUUAGUCUGGCUUGUUGAUUUGAGUGUCUAUGGUUUUGGGACGGUAUUGUAGGAUCCUUGCUCCAGAUCCUGAAGGUGUUCGUCCUCGUCGAUGAGGUCAGAGAAGAUGCAGUUGUAACACAGAGCUUGGCUGCGGCUGGUGAUUCUAGCGGUGAGCUUACGAUGACAGCUGGUGGCAUGAAGGUAGUUGUGGUGAUGUGGCAUCUAGGAAAUCAUUCUGCUUUGUGGAGUCUUCCAGAGCUAGCUGAUGGAGGGUGGGAAGUGUUAAAGUCUCUUAAGAGAUUCCUUCUCCUGUGUCCACAUUACGAGGAUGUCAUCAGUGCAUCUGAGGUAAACCAGGGAGAUGUGGGGCAGCUGCGGAGGAAACAAACUGCAAGGUCUGCCGUAAAUAUGUUGGCAUAUGCGGGGCCGUACAUGUGCCCAUGGCAGCGCUUUGUUUGUAAGUACUGGGAGUCCCCAACCCUGAAGUGGCUGUGUGCAAGGACAGAGUGGGAGGGUAUAAUGGAAACAAGCAGUUUCCUCACUGGGAAUAGUUCUUUGUGGCUUGUAAUCUGUCCUUGUGGGGGAUGUUGGGGUACGGUACAGAGAUGUGGCUUCCUGGCGAUGCCAGGCAGGAUUGGUUCUGCUCUCUGCUGGGCCAUGGGAUUGCAGAUCAGCUCUAUGGGAGGGGAUGGCGCUGAGAGCAGAGGGCAGCUGCCUGACAGCCAAGCCCUGAGGGCUGGUCUGUGUUGUGCAAAUGAGGCGGCAGGGCUGCAGGGCCACAUGCUUUGUCAGCUGGGCUGGAUGCAAGCAGCAAUGUGAAUGGAGGCUCCCCGUGAACCAGCUGCCAUCCGUGGUGCUGGCCUCAUGUGCUGGAACACUCCCUCAGCACCCACGCUUCUCCAGACACGGUCAUGACUCUCAAAGAGACCCAGCUCAGGGUGCAGGGUUGGGGCAGAGGCAGGGCUGUGUUACGCACUGUUGUUCAUCUGCAGUUUGAGCCCGCCACUGAGGCAGCACCUGCCCAAAUGUCACAUGAGGGCACUGAGGAGAAGGCCUGGUGAACGACCCCUCCCCUUGCACCAUUACCUAUCAGAUGGGUAAAGCACAUGGCGCGGGGUGUCCAGCAGAGCUGCCAAGCUGAAGCAUGACAGUCCCCUGUGCAUGAGCUGCUAGGGGCAAAGGCUCCUCACAGACAGGCAGGCCCCGGGGCAGAGCCCUGCUCGAGGGCCACCAGAGUUACGUGGUGCCCAGGCUUAGGCCUGGGCUCUCUGUCCUGGCUGAGAGUCACCAGGGACCUCUUCCCUACUUAACCCUGAGCGUGAGCUUUGCCUGGCCCUUUCGCACUCUGCAAACCUCUCCCACAUACAUGGUGCUGGUGCCCCACAGUUCAUUCUCCUCCUCUGCUCUCCCUGUCCCAGCCACUGGCAACUGUCAGAGCAGGGGCCUUCGGACAAGAGAAACCAGAUGCAGCAUCUGCUGAGAAGACCCAGCUUUAUCAAGCGACCUGCCAUCCCCAGGCACAGGCCAGAGAAGUCUUUGCACAGCCCUUGGGUUUCUCUACACAGUGAAGCUGCAGCUGUUCCACUUAAGUGUUAUUUUAAACCCAUCCAGUUAAACCAGUGCAGUCCAUGGUGUGGACCCAAUUAUAUCAGCUUAUUGUGGUUUAGCUUGAACCUGCUGUUGUAAAGGCUGAGGCUGCACCACAAAAAGUGUGUUCUAAACCAGAGUAAGAGUGUCUGCAUGGAGAUUUCCAACACCAGCAUAACCACCAGUUUAAAUCACACCUGGGGUGAGCAGCCACCACAUUCUGCCUUCCACGAGCUGUUCUUUCCCUUGCUGGUUUGGCUCCAGCUGAGCAGGGUCAGCUGGGAAAACACAUGGCUGGGCAUUCAUGGCUUUCCAACAUGCUCUCCUGCUGUGGCCAUGGAGCUAUAGACCUGGAGCUCUUGAUCUAGCCAGGUGGAAGAUUGAGACAGUGGGAAAGAAAUGAAUGUGAACUCUGAUCACAGCCAAGUCACAGACAUCACAUGCUCCAUCUCAAAGGAGAGCGUCAGUCAGGGCUGAGCAGCAAGACAGAGCUAGAAAGGGGCCCUCCGAUGCCCCAUCUCCUCCCUUUUCAUUUGGCACUGAAAGAAAUCAGGCGUCAGAGGGAGGUCACCCCCACCGGCCCCUGUCGUGGUGUCAGUGCGUAACAGGUGCAAGCUCCCGCACAGAAUAAUGGCCCUGAUCUAAUCAGCACAGAGCUUAGGACUGGGCAGCCCCAGACUCCAGGUAUCAAGAUAUUUCCCCAGGCGGUGAUUGGUGGCCAGACCACGGCAAGGGAAAGGCUGCGUUUCUCUGGGUAACUCAGGGGAGAGUCCGUAGUGCAGGUUGUUCAUGUUUGCAACGUAUCUGGGCCCAGAUACUGGGCUGCAAGCAAUACGCUUCGGAGACGGUGUGGGGCAGGGCUCUCCUGUGGCUGGGCAGGAGUGCCAGGGGAAGCCACACACCACCUCCACCCUAACACACAGGGGCAGCUGCACCUGUUUUUGUCGACAGAGCUGAACCCAGCUGUGAAGACAGGCAUGCGUCCAGGCUCGCAUUCCCCUCCGUGACGCAGGAAAGCAGCUGCCCUGGUAUGAAAUGGUUCCUUUGUGAGAGGGGCAGGAGAGGGGGGGCUGUUGAAACAGGGAACAAGGCUGAAGGGCCCUGAAGCGAGUGCUGGACCAUCAGCUGGGUCCACAGCGGCUGCCAGCUCUUCUGCAGAGCAGGUUGGGCAGGGAGGGGGAGCAGGCUGGCCUCAUGUCUCCCUUGGGUUUUUGCAGGACCUGGUCAUGCCUAUCACAAAGGGUGAGGGGAAUAACAAGUGCCGUGUCUGCAUUGCUUUCUGCACUGAGGUGAUUUCCCAACGCGCGGUACCGCUGCACAAGCAGAGCAGCCCUUCCCAAGGGGAAGGCACCUGAGGUACUUCAUGAACUUCUGUUCCAGAGAACUAAACAGGUUGCUGGAUCCUGUGCCCUUUUCCAUGGCCCCUUCCCUGGGUGUUGUGGGAAGGGCAAUGAGUCUGAGAGGAGCCUUUUGCUUGGGUCCUGCUAUGGGUUUUGAACAGCUUGGCUGAUCUGCAGGGAUCCUCUGGCCCCACAGCGGCUGCAGCGGGGGAGCAGGUAGCUUCAGCCUGAGACGCACUGUGCUGCCGAGUCCCAGCACAGCUCCUUCUCUGCCUCCGAGGUGGCUAAGUCCAUAGUGGACAUAGGGCAAGGUCACAACCCAGCCCAGAAACUUGUCUUGCUCACUUCACCUCGAGUGGCUUGUGCAAGCUGGGGUCCUGGAGAAGGUUCAGGUUGGGAGGACAAAUUGGUAAUGGAGUUGUGUGCCUGCCAAGUCUGUCACCAAACCUCCCAACACGCAGCCUCUUUCAGACAGCUCCUGACCCAAAGCCCACUCUUUAGACUUGUCUUGAGAGCAGCAGUGCUGGUUCAGGCUGUGCCAAAGCUUGCCUCUGUUUCAUUGUGCUCUCUCCCCUUCUGCACCUGAGCUCCGGGACUCUACUACACACAGUCCUGACCAAACCAGGCUCUGUGCAUCUCCUUCACUGAGACCGUUUAACUUCUCGAGCAGCCUUGCCUGGCCUUUGCCUUGGCUGGAGAUGUUUAGCUCCAGCUUCUGUGAGGCUGAACCCACCUGUGAGAUAUGCUCGUGGCUUCAGUGACGUUAAAUGCUCUGGCAGGAUGCCUGGGACCAGGCGUACCUCCUGACCACUGCUCCAAUGUCCCUCAUCUUUACAUAAGCAAAGGGCGUUUCCAGAUAAAUGCUCAUUACCAUUUGCCCUGUCAUUUAGAUCAGGCUCAUCUGGUUUUAUUUUGAAAACCAACCACUAGAAACACUGGAGAUUCACAGCUAAGCUGAUAGCUCCAAUCUUUCCUCUGCUCUUCAGCCUCCCCCCCCACCCUUUUAGGUCAUAGACCCUGUCUCCCUGGCUACUCAACACCAUCUUCUUUCCUUGCAUAGGUCACUGCUGUCCUCUAUCCACUGCCCUGCAAGCUACCCACCUGUUCACAGACACCCUUCCCUGGUCCCACGCCUCCUUAUAGGCCAGCAAUGAUAUUUCCUUUCACGGCAUGUUCCAGCCCCGACAGCCUCCCUCACUGCCCAUCUUACCUGGGAUCGGGAUUCAGCAGUCCACCUAAUGCAACCUCCCUCUGGCUGGCAGCCCUGCAGCCAGUACCAAUCUCACUCAGACAGCCCUUGCUGCACGCACAGCCUGUCCUGCCCCACGCUCGUGACGCCCAAAGCACUCUGUGUGAGUCGAGAGGGCAAGUGCCCUCUUCUCUGUUUCCCACCUGCCCCAUUUCAUGUAGGGACCUUCAGUCUCCAACCUUCUCUGGUGCUCAGAUCAUGAGCUUUUGGGGUAGGGCACACCUUCUGUUUGGUGCUGGGGCAGGGCUGAGCACCAUGAGAGCCUGAACCAUGCCUCAGGGGCCUUGGCACAACCGCAGUGCGGCUAAUAAAAAAUUGUCACUGCAUCUAAAUCGAACAAUGUGACAGGUUCUUCUUUUCAAACCUUCCACUGCCAGCUCUGUCUUGCACCUUAUCCCAGUCGAUAGGUAGGAGACCAGCCAUGUAUGUGUGCGCCAAGACCCAGAUAUAACCUAGCCUUCCACUCACAAUCUGUAUUUUCACUGGCACGCUCUCUCCUUGUGUUAAAGCUAACAGAGAUUGAGUUCACCUUGAUAAAGUUGUUCCCUACUUUCAAAAAUUUAUUUAAUAUAAUAUUUUCAUGACUUCCCUCUGACCUCCUCCCCCUUGCCAAAAGGCAGGGAAUAGCUUAACCUGAUGGUGCUAACUUGAUGACAUUUUAAUCAGGAAAUGUCCCCAGUUGCAAAAAAAAAUUAAUGAGUGAUCAUGGUAUCUAGUAUCUUACAUUUGUUCCCCAUGUAUCGUGAUUGUAUUUUGUAGUCUGUUUUCCAUGUAAAUAGUGGCACUCACAAUUUCAAGAUCAAACUGUUUUCAUUUUAUAUGCGAGAAGGACAGUUGGAUAUUUGAGACUCAGUUCUGUUUAGCCAGAUGAGGUAAAUCAUGUCUUCACAAAAGAAGCAGUAUAGAUAGUACUGGAGCCUUUUCAGUCAAAAACAAAUACAUUAUUUGUCAAGAAAUUGCUGAUUCUUAUUCUUCUCAUUGCCAUGGUCACUCAGCAGUAUCUAGUUUGUCAUAAAUUUAUUGCUACUAAAAUCAUUUCAUUCCAAGUUCCUUGAGGAUAAAUCAUUCUACUGCAAACUG
Alligator mississippiensis (American alligator) is the source of this 12690-nucleotide messenger RNA. RefSeq names its product tripartite motif containing 62 (gene TRIM62). The transcript is spliced from 5 exons. NCBI's taxonomy places the organism in Eukaryota, Metazoa, Chordata, Crocodylia, Alligatoridae. The record is from RefSeq and is a predicted model, not a curated record. Gene Ontology annotation, biological process: innate immune response; positive regulation of canonical NF-kappaB signal transduction. Gene Ontology annotation, molecular function: protein binding; zinc ion binding. Bases 81 to 1580 code for a protein of 499 amino acids.